CUCCGGGUGGGAGAGAUGAGUAUGCUCAGGCUUCAGAAGAGGCUUGCCUCCAGUGUCCUCCGCUGUGGCAAGAAGAAGGUCUGGUUGGACCCCAACGAGACCAAUGAAAUUGCCAAUGCCAACUCCCGUCAGCAGAUCCGAAAACUGAUCAAAGAUGGGCUGAUCAUCCGGAAGCCCGUGACUGUCCAUUCCCGAGCUCGGUGCCGGAAAAACACUUUGGCCCGCCGGAAGGGCAGGCAUAUGGGCAUUGGUAAGAGAAAAGGUACUGCCAAUGCUCGGAUGCCUGAGAAGGUAACCUGGAUGAGGAGAAUGAGAAUUCUGCGCCGGCUGCUCAGAAGAUACCGUGAAUCUAAGAAGAUUGACCGUCACAUGUAUCACAGCCUGUACCUGAAAGUGAAGGGUAACGUGUUCAAAAACAAGCGGAUUCUCAUGGAACACAUCCACAAACUAAAGGCAGACAAGGCUCGCAAGAAGCUGCUGGCUGACCAGGCUGAGGCCCGCAGGUCUAAGACCAAGGAGGCUCGCAAGCGCCGUGAAGAGCGGCUCCAGGCCAAGAAGGAAGAGAUCAUCAAGACUCUGUCUAAGGAGGAAGAGACCAAGAAAUAAAACUCCCUCUCUCUCGUCUGUACAUAGUGGCCUUGGCGACAACACGGAUCCAGUUACUCAAUAAAACAGUCCUUUAUCUGCCUC
This is a messenger RNA of Ailuropoda melanoleuca (giant panda), 690 nucleotides long. RefSeq names its product ribosomal protein L19 (gene RPL19). Gene Ontology annotation, cellular component: ribosome; cytosolic large ribosomal subunit. The coding region runs from base 16 to 606 and encodes 196 amino acids. The record is from RefSeq and is a predicted model, not a curated record. Lineage: Eukaryota; Metazoa; Chordata; Mammalia; Carnivora; Ursidae. Gene Ontology annotation, molecular function: structural constituent of ribosome; RNA binding. Gene Ontology annotation, biological process: translation. The transcript has 6 exons.